Molecule: messenger RNA, 1389 nt
Organism: Ophidiomyces ophidiicola
Lineage: Eukaryota; Fungi; Ascomycota; Eurotiomycetes; Onygenales; Onygenaceae
Exons: 1
Coding region: 1-1389 (462 amino acids)
Biological process (GO): transmembrane transport
Cellular component (GO): fungal-type vacuole membrane
Molecular function (GO): transmembrane transporter activity
Source: RefSeq, a predicted model, not a curated record
AUGAGCGAAAGACUGCCCAAUAAAGCCCAGCAAGAGCCGCGGCCGCAGGACAGCUGUAUUUCCACAUCUUACUCAUCAUUAUCAGAAAAAGAGCGAGACACCAUAGCCAAGGAGCCGUCAUCGGAGACACAGGAGUAUCUCCCUCCUGAAAAUUUCUGCGACAAGGAACUUUCCACGGACGGCCGCGAAAAUGCACAAAAUGACCAGACUGGCAAUAUGGCCCCAUGUCAGCGUUCUCAUUCGCGAUCUACACAACAUACAAAUGGUGACGGUGGUCCUCCACUCGCCCCUCGAAUGUCCAUGGAUACCCAAGGAAAUAUCUAUCCUGAAGGCGGGCGUGAAGCCUACAUGGUAGUAUUUGGCUCUUUCCUUGCGCUUUUCGGUAGUCUAGGCAUCGUCAAUACCUUGGGAUCUAUCCAUGCAUGGAUAUCCGUUCACCAGCUCAAGAAUUAUAACCAAAGCUCAGUCAGCUGGAUAUUCGGAAUAUACGCUUUUCUCCUUUUUUUCGGAGGACUUCAGAUCGGCCCAAUCUUUGAUGCAAAAGGACCCAAACUCCUUGUCUUAGCCGGUACAAUUUUGAGUGUUCUCAGUGUCGCGCUUCUCGGUUCGUGCACAGAAUACUGGCAUUUUAUGGUCGUUUAUUCCGUCAUUGGAGGGAUAGGUGUUUCCCUUGUUUUUACCCCUGCCGUCGCCAGCCCUGGCCAUUUCUUCUUCCGUCUACGUGGUCGUGCCACUGGCAUUGCAACAACUGGUGGCAGUGUUGGAGGAAUCGUUUUCCCACUGAUGCUGGAGUCGCUGUAUCCAAAGGUUGGAUUCGCAUGGGCUACUCGCGCGGUGGCACUCGUCUGUUUGGUCGCUAUGUUUUUUGGUUGCUUGCUGAUUAAAUCCCGACUGCCGAAAAAACGUGCGACUAAAGAAAACAUUCUCCCGGACUUACGCAUUUUAUUUGAACCGGUAUUUGCACUGACCACAGCUGGAAUCUUCUUUAUUGAAUGGGGUCUGUUCAUUCCAAUCACAUAUGUAACGUCCUAUGCUCUGGCUCAUAAUAUGCCACGCGCACUAUCAUACCAACUUCUCGCAUUGCUCAAUGUCGGAUCCUUCUUCGGCCGCUGGAUUCCCGGUUUCAUCUCUGAUUAUCUUGGUCGCUUUAACAUCAUGAUCGGGACUGUUUUGCUUUGUCUUCUAUCGACCACCUGCCUCUGGCUUCCUGCGCAAGACAGUGUCGGUAUGAUGGUUGCAUAUUCACUAAUUUUUGGGUUUGCGAGCGGUAGUAACAUCAGUUUAACACCCGUUUGUGUUGGACAAGUAUGUAAAACAGAAAAUUAUGGCCGAUAUUAUGCAACUGCCUAUACUGUCGUUAGCUUUGGGUGUGCCUCUCCUUUCCCAUGA